AGUCAUGUCAAAACCUAAUUUGAUUGUUAACCGUAAUAAAUGCGAUUUAAGCCGCUUAGGCCAAGGGCUCUGUCGUUUCUUUACAGUCUAGAGAAUACGUUUCUACAAUGAACUACUUCGUGCUGCUCGGCAUUUUCUCCUGCAUUUGCGUCUGGCAAUUGGGAGAUGCUGCCCCCUAUAUAAGCGUUCAGUCUAGUUCACGAUCGAGUUCCCAGAAAAUGAUGGGUGGCAUGUUAAGAACCCUAUACGACUACAAUGUGCAGGACAGUGUGAACGAUUUGAGUGGGCAGUUGGUACACACUCGCAAUGCAGACUUCAACUCGGAUGUCAUGAGUCCGAAUGAAGUAGAGAAAGUACGCCAUCAACUGCUCAUCCCAGUAAUUUACCACUAACAAAUCUCUUAAGAAGCGUUUGUUUUAUAUGCUUUAUAUAGGCAGUUACUUAAAGAAAAAAAUAUGCAUCUAUACUUUAUAUAAUAUACAUCAUUCAAAUUAUAUGAUAACCAAAAUAAAGUACUUACCCCAUUAUAA
Messenger RNA from Drosophila teissieri, 530 nucleotides. RefSeq names its product accessory gland-specific peptide 26Ab (gene Acp26Ab). Lineage: Eukaryota; Metazoa; Arthropoda; Insecta; Diptera; Drosophilidae. The transcript has 2 exons. The record is from RefSeq and is a predicted model, not a curated record. Bases 108 to 392 code for a protein of 94 amino acids. Gene Ontology annotation, cellular component: extracellular region. Gene Ontology annotation, biological process: mating behavior.